AUGGAUCUGGAAACACUUGCAAUUGCCGAGGGAUCAGGGGCAGAGCUUCCUCGAGACGUUUCUCCAUCAUCAUCACCGUCAUCCUGCCGCACCUACUCGCUCGACUCUCGCUCGGCCGUCUCUACAAAGCCUUCUUCAAGAGGGUCUUCACCUGCCACCAAGAAGGAGAACAACAAUGGGGCUCGGGGAAGAAGCAGACGCAGCUCUCAACCAGCCACACCAUCAUGGAACAUCCUGUUUCACCCCCGGUCCUAUGAAGAAAUCUAUGCGGAGCGAGCCUAUCUCACCGCGUCCCUCCAGGCCUACUCGCUGAGAGCGAUUGAGAUGAUUCACCAGUACUCCUUGAUCGAAGAGGAGCUGCAGGCCAGGGACCACGUUGGCAAAGAGAGGCGAAAGCUUCGUAAGCAGAUGAGUUUCAUCAAGGUGAAGCUGUCUGAGGCGUCACGUCAGGAAAAGGCCAUCGUUUUGAGGCUGAGCGAGUUACACAUGGAGCAGCUGGGGAGGGACGCAUGGGAUCAAGUACAGCAACGCAGGGCAUUCUACUCCAAGUUUUCCCCUCGAACGGCCAAGCCGUCGUCAAGGUCACCGGAGAAGCCACUCAGUGCAGACUCCAAGGAGUUUGUCCCGUCUGCCACCCAGCUGGAUAGCUCACCUGCCCGUGCUCACUCCUGCGCGUCAGAGUUGGAGUCUCGGACACUUGAUACCGUGGAUGAGGGCAAUGAAGGGGAAGAGAAUGAUGGUGAACGCCUCGAUGAGCCUGGGACUCCCGAGGCUGAAGAAGCUGAAAUCAGGUCCAGGGGAGACUCGCGGGGCGAUGAAUUGUGCAACCAUGGGCUGGAAUACACAUACCGGAGCUGUGACAAGACGCCAGAAUCGCAGUUACGGCCAUUGGAUACCAGGCAGAAGCUGUCUGCACGCUCAGAAGAUAGGCGGAAGAGUCUCCCGAGUUUAUGCUCUGUAUGGCCUGAUGCGAAAGACCAUGCAUGA
Trichoderma citrinoviride is the source of this 987-nucleotide messenger RNA. RefSeq lists its product as hypothetical. NCBI's taxonomy places the organism in Eukaryota, Fungi, Ascomycota, Sordariomycetes, Hypocreales, Hypocreaceae. The transcript has a single exon. The coding region runs from base 1 to 987 and encodes 328 amino acids. The record is from RefSeq and is a predicted model, not a curated record.